Oryza sativa Japonica Group (Japanese rice) is the source of this 1285-nucleotide messenger RNA. Its product is annotated as transcription factor BHLH6-like. Gene Ontology annotation, molecular function: protein dimerization activity; DNA-binding transcription factor activity; transcription cis-regulatory region binding. The record is from RefSeq and is a predicted model, not a curated record. Gene Ontology annotation, biological process: regulation of DNA-templated transcription. NCBI's taxonomy places the organism in Eukaryota, Viridiplantae, Streptophyta, Magnoliopsida, Poales, Poaceae. Gene Ontology annotation, cellular component: nucleus.
GCUCGGAGUCGGAGAGAGACACAAGCCAACCUCGAACUCGAAGCAGAGCAAACGCGAAGCAGAGCAAGCGCCAUGGACGCCGAGAUGGCCAUGGGCGAGAGCUUCGCCUACUACUGGGAGACGCAGCGCUACCUUGAGUCCGAGGAGCUCGACAGCAUGUACCUGCCGACGCAGGAUGACUCCAACUACGAGUCGAGCUCGCCGGACGGGUCGCACUCGUCGUCGGCGCCGGCGCCGGCGGCCGUGGGCGGGGACGCAGCCGCCGCGGUGGCGGGUAGCGGUGGCGGGAUGACGACGAUGAUGAUGGGCGGCGGCGGCGGCGGUGGCGACGACGCCGGUGGCGCGAACAAGAACAUCCUCAUGGAGCGCGACCGCCGCCGCAAGCUCAACGAGAAGCUCUACGCGCUCCGCAGUGUCGUGCCCAACAUCACCAAGAUGGACAAGGCGUCGAUCAUCAAGGACGCGAUCGAGUACAUCCAGCGCCUGCAGGCGGAGGAGCAGCAGAUGCUCCGGGAGGUCGCCGCGCUCGAGUCCGCCGCCGCGGCGAGCGCCGCCCCGGCCGCGGCGAACCCGUUCGCCGGCCUCGGCGCCGACGAGGAACACGAGUACGGCCACCACCACCCCUCGUCGUCGUCGGAGCGGACGAAGAAGGUGAAGCGGGCGCUGUCCGUGUCGUCCAUCAGCGACGCCCUGCUCGCCGCGGCGGCGCCGGCGCCGCCGGUGGAGAUCCAGGAGCUGCGCGUGUCGGAGGUGGGCGACAGGGUGCUGGUGGUGAGCGUGACGUGCAGCAAGCGCCGCGACGCCAUGGCCCGGGUGUGCCGCGCCCUCGAGGAGCUCCGCCUCCGCGUCAUCACCGCCAACAUCACCUCCGUCGCCGGCUGCCUCAUGCACACCCUCUUCGUCGAGGUAGAUCACAUGGAUAGUGUCCAAAUGAAGCAGAUGGUGGAGGCUGCUCUCUCCCAGCUUGUGGCGACCGGCAGUCCGUUGAGCUCCAUGAGCUAUUAGUUAUGAGCUGGAUAGAUAUAUGGAGUCAUGCGUUUUGGCCACCUACUUUACCUAGUCUCAUUCGCAAUAAAGCGCAUUUUUAUGUAUGCUUGGUGAUGUUGUUGUUGUCAUUUUUGCGACACCCCACUACGUGAUGGAGGUGGUUGUUUUCUUGCGAGGCAACGAUUUAGUGGCUGGAUGAUAGAUUUAAGUAUUUUGGAAAUCUUGAGUACGCUGACUUGUUUAUGUAGCUAUUAAUAUUGAUGAAUAAUAAGGUGGUCCAGCUUAAUGAAAACGAAAA